GCUACACGCUGACGCAACUUGAACUUGCCUCCCGAUCUCGUUUCGAAAUUACCAGAAGCCCUUACCCCUCUCGACACAUUCCGAUUCAGCCACUUUGAGCGCAAUACAUACUUUACUGAACUUUAACAGGUCAAAAACAAAGUACAUUCUCAAGGAAAGUCUUACGGACGUCUCAGGUAUCGCAAUAGAUCGCAACUUCUUGAAUUGCCGACCGGACUUUGCAUCCCGGAUCCAAUGGCUCGUCAGACUCCUCCAACAUUGGCGCUUCUCAGACAACUAGAGGCGGAUCGCUUUCAUCCAGGGCCCUCGCUUCCUUCUACUUCUCUUAGCCAGCCUAACAACCCCGGCUCGGUCGGACAGCCUGUGCUGAAACGGGUUCGUCAGCGAAUAUCUCGUGCCUGCGAUGCCUGUCGGCGAAUGAAGAUCAAAUGUGUGCUGGAGAGCCACGCAUGCGAAGCUUGUAUUCUUGGAGCACGAUUGUGCACCUUUGAGGACUCUGGCAUCAAACGCGAAAGGCCUCCCACGAAGAAAUGAUCAUAGAGAUAUUCAAGCUCUGCAAGGACGAAUUGACACAUUGGAACGAUUCUUGAGUCAUAUCGCCCCCGAUGUCGACCUACACGCAUUACCAAGAACUACCGAUCAAGCUCGGCGGAUAGCGAAUGCGACGCUCAGUCGGCGUGGACCUCAAUUGGCUGCGGUGCUCGAAGGUUCCGACAAACCUGCAGCAGAAUUACUAUCUACUGACCCUGAACAAGCGACGGUGAAGGAGGCCACUGAAGCUUUAGCCAACUUAACUUUGCGCGAAGGUCGUUACUUUGGAUCAACGGGAAAUCUGCCUUUUCUAGGCUCUACCUCCUUCACUCAGAGUGCCUCUUACGACCCAGACCUCGAUUCGAUGAUUGAAGACUCAUCUCGGUCUUUAGCUGAACGCUUGACCGAAAAGAGGCAUCGAGCAAUGACUAGCCAGGACACAAGUUUACCGCCUCCAGAUCUCGCUCACUCUCUCAUAUCGAUAUACUUUUCGCACGUUCAUCCUUUCACAAUUGUGAUCCACCAAGAAAACUUUCUUGGAUUAUAUGGUUCUGGGUUGAUCCACAGAGACUUGACCUUCAAAGGGUUGUGUUAUGCCAUGUUCGCGGCUGCUUCACCUCAUUCGACCGACGAGCGCGUGUUGUGUAGUCUACCGGAUCAACCAGCUAGUCCUCAAACCGCGGGAGCCCGCUAUGCUGCUGCGGCUGUCACAACGAUAUCUCCUAUGACACUUCCUUGUACCCUGUUCGACCUUCAAGCCAUGGCAAUCCUUACUCAUUAUUACCUUUCGAUGUGUACGCCGACAUCAGCUUGGCUAGUUAUUGGCUCGUGGCUUAGACGCGUUCAAGAUGUAGGGGUACAUGUAGAGGAGAUGCCUCGCUGGCGCACUUCAAUCCUCAAGGACCAGCUAAGAAAACGCGCGUUUUGGUACAUGGUGGUCUCUGAACGAUUGCUUUGCAUGUCUCUUGGAAGGUCAUCGACCAUCCUGGAGUUAGAGUUGACAGUCCAGCUACCUCUCUUCAUCCCAGACGAGGUCUUGACCAAGAUGCACUCCGAACAUCCGGGGAAAGUAACAUCAAAGGAUCAAGAACGAUACAAAAACAUGUCUUGGGAAAUGAGUGGUGAUACGUACUUAGCUUGCGCGACGGCUUAUUGGAGCCUUCGGAAGACUAUUGCAGCUCCCUUUCUCAAAAUCUUCUCAAUCAAACCUGACAAAGUCCUCCCUCGUUCAGAUUCAGACGUGUGGGAUUCUCCAAAGCUUGUGCUCAUAGAUCUAGCUGCCAAAAUUGAUCAUUACAUUGAACAUCAGAUUCCUUCAGUGGCCAGAUGGAACCCUGACAGAAAAGAUGAUAAAAGUCUAAUUUGGACAGCCUUUCUCAAUAGCUUUGUUCUCAAUAUCAAAAUGCUGGCACAUCGAUACUUUUUGAAUGAUAACCCCCAAGAGAUCAAAGUUUGUACGGCUGCAGCUAGCACAAAUCUUGAUAUCCUUGAUCAACUUCAUAAGAGAGGUUUACUAGCUUUAACGGCUCAUUGGGCACCCUACAGGAUACUCCCUACUGCUUUGAUAUGUCUUUAUGCUGCAUGUCGUCGCGAGUAUGAAAUUCCGAGGGAAGAGAAACUGAAGGCAUGGGCUGAUGUCCAUCGGGCUAUCAAUCUCCUUUCUGCAAUGGCUCCUAAAUAUUUUCUAGCUCAGCAGCUGCACGAAUCCCUGAGUAGGCUAGUCAACCAUCGCAUCGAAGAAAUUCGCUCAACUAUGACAGAUGAAGCGACUGCUAGCGAGAAAACCAGACGGAGUAAUGUUGGUGAAUCAACUCCUAACAUAUUCGCUAGCAAUCAGCAAGUUCCGGCGCAUCAGCAAACUACGAAGCCAUGCGGAGUGCCAAUGGCUAAUCCUUAUACUACGAGCCAAUCUUCGACCUCAAUAUCAUCUGCUUCACAUCAUAAUCCCACAAAACAACCAACUUCGAUGGAAGGAUUUGAAGAAAUCCUUGACCACUUGCUCUCACUUCCAAGCGGCGCCUUGUAUGACCAGACAAACCUACCUGGUCAUGCGCCACCUCCCGAGUGUCGAGCAGGGGCUGGCUCAACUGCAGGUCUGACAAGUCCCUCAUCACCUCACAUCCCUCGAGAGUGCGGCGGGAUGUACUCAAAUCCAUCCGAGCAGCUUAACGCAGCAUCAUACCUCUCCUACUCAGCUUUUGACAUACACCCACCCGACCCUGCCAGUUUUUCCGAGGCAUGGUAUGCGCCUACCGCUGAAGGAUCAUACCCGGUUCAAGCUAGAGGAGAAUAUGUUGGAUUUAAUGAAGAUUUUGUGCCACCACUCCAUCUUGACGCUUCCUUCUUUCACCUAGAUCCCACUCCAAGCUUUCCAACAGUCAAUUCAACUCUUUUCCCUGGAAGUUCUUCAUCGAUGUUCAACACCCCAGUCUUUCCGAACUAUAUACAAACUACCCAAGUAUCUCAAAGUUCUAUUCCUGCUUCGACUACUCAGAGAAGUCCAACUUUUCCUUGGCAUGAAUCAAACUUUGGAAAUCAAUGAUGUCUUUUUCUAUUGGAAAGGUUGAACUUGUGGUCCUUGACAAUGAUAUCAAAGUGAAAGUCCCACUGACCACUGUUUUCUUUUUAGUACAUACUCUUUAUAUCCAUUGUGUUGUGUACAUAACCGUUCAAAAUG
Messenger RNA from Melampsora larici-populina 98AG31, 3208 nucleotides. RefSeq lists its product as uncharacterized. Gene Ontology annotation, molecular function: zinc ion binding; DNA binding. The record is from RefSeq and is a predicted model, not a curated record. NCBI's taxonomy places the organism in Eukaryota, Fungi, Basidiomycota, Pucciniomycetes, Pucciniales, Melampsoraceae. Bases 896 to 3073 code for a protein of 725 amino acids. Gene Ontology annotation, biological process: DNA-templated transcription. The transcript has 8 exons.